Messenger RNA from Aplosporella prunicola CBS 121167, 804 nucleotides. RefSeq lists its product as uncharacterized. Lineage: Eukaryota; Fungi; Ascomycota; Dothideomycetes; Botryosphaeriales; Aplosporellaceae. The record is from RefSeq and is a predicted model, not a curated record. The transcript has a single exon. Gene Ontology annotation, molecular function: protein binding. Bases 49 to 777 code for a protein of 242 amino acids.
CAAGUUCAGGGCUCGGUCAUCCUCAAGUCAACCUCACUUCAUUAAAAAAUGGCCUCUCCGCUUUUACGCAUUCCAGCUGAACUACUAUUUCUCAUCAUCGCCGACCUCGACUUCCCUGGCCUAACGCACCUCCGAGCCACCUGCCGCACUUUUGCAUCUAUUAUUCCUCCACAAUAUUGGGAUCACGAGGUCCUAGCCAGCGCAGACGACAGCUUAUGGGCUGUGAAACACAACCGACUCACUUGCGCAUGGUGCGAACGCAUGCGACCAGCAACGCUUUUCACCGAUAAACAGAAAAUACGAAGUGCUAGUUCUCGCGCCUGUAUUGACUGCCUCUUGCCACCAGACUACAACUGCGACUACAUUGUUCCGAAAAAUGCGCACAGAACAUGCUUUUCGCGGGAACGGAAGCCCAAGAUGGAGGAAAGGAAGAACAACAUUUGCCAGUACUGUCAUAAUGUUUUUCCACGAUGGGGGUGCCGAGAUGCAUUGAGGGCCGUCUGCUGCGAGUGUUUUAAUGAGGACUGGGAGACAACUGAUAAAAGAAUAAGGGAGAUUUUGACAGUGGAAAACUGUUUAAAAAAAAUUGGCCCUGGGUUUUGUCACGGCCAGGGAAACGAGUAUGAUUCGUGGGAUUUAGAGGUUCUUAGGUCUACGGAUCCGGACUAUUUAGGAUAUAUGGCUUUCGGUUGCUGCAGUUAUUGGUUAGGGGAUGAUGAGAUACCGACAUGGCGGGAAGAAUGGAGAGGGGUCACUACUACGAUAGCACGAAACUAAUAAUAAAAUAAUAAUAUUUAAGCUCCA